GGCACAGCUCAGUUCCUUCCUAGCUACCAAGUGUUAAUGGAUCGUCUCUCUUGCUUUUGUCUCUUCCUUUUCCUUUCUUCUUUGCUGUUCUCUGCGGCUGUGUCCGUGUCUGUGUCUGAUGUAUCUUUCGAUGAAUCCGAGGAUUUGUUGAUCCAUCAAGUUGUGUCGGAUGGUGAUGAUCUCUUGAAUGCGGAAUACCAGUUUGCUGAAUUCAAGACAAAGUUCGGCAAAACCUACGCCACUGCAGAAGAGCACGACCAUCGCUUUAAUGUUUUCAAGGCUAAUUUACGCCGUGCUAAACGACACCAGUUACUUGAUCCUUCAGCUGAACAUGGCGUCACUCAGUUCUCUGAUUUAACUCCAAGGGAGUUUCGCCAGAACUAUCUUGGAUUAAAGCGUCUCCAGCUCCCUGCCGACGCACAAAAGGCUCCAAUCCUCCCAACGAAGGAUCUCCCUACUGAUUUCGAUUGGAGGGAUCAUGGUGCCGUAACGGCAGUUAAAGAUCAAGGUUAUUGUGGAUCAUGCUGGUCGUUCAGCACAAUUGGAGCCUUGGAAGGAGCACAUUUUCUUGCAACUGGAAAUCUUGUUAGUUUGAGUACGCAACAACUUCUGGAUUGUGACACUGAGUGUGAUCCAGAAGAAUAUGAUGCUUGUGAUGAUGGAUGCAACGGUGGGCUAAUGAACAAUGCAUUUGAGUACAUACUAAAGGCUGGGGGUGUUGCGCAGGAGGAGGACUACCCUUAUACUGGAACCGAUCGUGGUCUUUGCAGAUUUAACAAAACUAAAAUCGCUGCAUCUGUUGCUAACUUCAGUGUUGUUUCCCUUGACGAAGAUCAAAUUGCUGCAAAUUUGGUGAAGAAUGGCCCUCUUGCAGUGGGUAUCAAUGCAGUCUUCAUGCAAACAUACAAGAGCGGAGUUUCAUGCCCAUACAUUUGCUCAAGCACUUUGGAUCAUGGGGUUCUUUUGGUUGGAUAUGGUUCUGCUGGUUACUCUCCUAUUCGGUUCAAGGAAAAGCCUUACUGGAUCAUAAAGAACUCCUGGGGAGAAAGUUGGGGAGAACAAGGGUAUUACAAAAUUUGCAGGGGCCAUAAUAUAUGUGGAGUAGAUUCCAUGGUCUCAACUGUUGCAGCUAUUCACACCACCGCUUUGUAGAUUCUGAAGUGUUAAACAUUAUGUUGCUUCAUCACUUGUAGUUCAACUUAUAAGGACCAAUUGUAAACAUGGUCUAGUGGACUGCUUAUACAACAAGCUACUCUUCAUCCUAUAAAAAUGCUUUACAUAAGAAAUUGUCAUAGUUUUGAUGU
Vitis vinifera (wine grape) is the source of this 1304-nucleotide messenger RNA. Its product is annotated as cysteine proteinase 15A. The record is from RefSeq and is a predicted model, not a curated record. Lineage: Eukaryota; Viridiplantae; Streptophyta; Magnoliopsida; Vitales; Vitaceae. Gene Ontology annotation, molecular function: cysteine-type endopeptidase activity. The transcript has 4 exons. Bases 37 to 1152 code for a protein of 371 amino acids. Gene Ontology annotation, cellular component: lysosome.